AUGCAAGACAUGACCAUUGUAUACAAUGAGGACCGUCUUCCACCGGCUACAGAGGAAGCUCAGACGACAGAACCUACCAUGGACACAGAUUCCCCCGUGUACCGCUCUAUUGGAGAGAUUCUUGAAGAGGGACUCAAGAACGGCACCACCCAAGAAGAUGGUUAUCAAGGCUACAUUACCUCGAAAGCGCACGGUGACCGUCUACGACAACGCUAUGAAGCGCUCAGGAACGGAAAAGAUUACAGCGAAUUAAAGCAUCCCAACAGCAUGGAUGACUUACCCAAGACCGACGCCGAGCGAAAGAGAUGGAGAAAGAAUAUUUAUGAAGCGAUCACGGACUACAGUCAAUUGACGGAGGAUUCCGAGGAAGACGAGCCUCGGGUUCCUCAGGCCGGUACCGCGGUCCCUCCCCAAACACCCGCAACGAAGAAAACUGGCGCUGGAUCCCCUACGAUUACAGCUGUAGAAGGGUGCUCUCCCGAUUCAAUCUCCGACAGUUCGACCUCUGAAACUUCACCAGUGGCUCAUGCUACUGGCAAAAUGUCUGAGGGCGGCAACCAAGCCGACAGCACUCAGGCUUCAAAGAAGAAGAAAAAGAAGGACAACUCUCAGAUACUCCGUGUCAAAGCAUUGAAGCCGCUCGAGGUAGAGCUGAUUGCCCAUGAAAUUCUGUCACUCGCAGAAGAAGCCCACAAAGGCAACAUCAACUACGCCCCUUGGGUCUUUAUUAACAAAGCCAAGUCUGCCCCACCUUCCACGUAUUAUCGUGAUUAUAAGUCUUUCAGCUUGAGAGUGGAAGACAUUCUAAAGGCUCUUCGCAGCGAGAAGAAUAUCGUGUACAAAUUUACUAUCAUUGAUCAGAAGAUGCGGCUCGUGGCUACUCCAAGAGCGGAGUCGGGGAAAUCGAGAACCAACCGCAAAGGCAACCAAAACAAAAGCAUAGUGAUGUCUGAAGGGCACAAGGUCCUGUCAGAACAGAAGAAGGCGGCCGCCCGUAUGAUGCCACCGCAAAAGACAUCACAAGUUCAAAAGACAUCACAAGUUCAAAAGACAUCACAAGUUCAAAAGACUCGCCAGCAGAGAAAGCCUUCUGGCUCCAUCUCAUCAAGCUCCAUGUCCAGAUCUGGGACACCAAGCAAGCCUCCCGCUCCCAGACACCAGAAACGCGGAGGCAAAGCCUCUGGCUCUGCUUCUGCUUCUGCUUCCGCUUCUCCUUCUACUUCUGCUGCUGCCCCUGUUUCUGCCUUUGCUUCCGGAACACCACGUUCAGUGAGCCAUACCUACACCUCGACCCCGACCUCGAGAAACCCGCCCGUGUACAUGAGACCGCAAGUUCCACCACACGAAUGGGACACCACCUCCAGACGACUUUUUGGCCCCACGUCCCGCUCGGGGUCCAUGUCCUCCACAUCCAUGGACACGGGGACGCAUCGUCUGCCGGCUCUGCAUCCGACAAAGCCAUCGUUACACAGCGACACGACAGGAGCGUCGGCUUCUGGGACUCCUGCUUCUGGAUCUGGAACGGCGCCUGCGAGUGCGAGCUUGAGCAAGGGGAAGGGGAAGGUGAAGGAGAAGGGAAGGGAGAGGGUAGAAUCGAAGAGCCCCCCAGAUGGAAGUACGCCGAGUAAGAAAGCGAGAGGUGAGGAGGACGCGAAGGGGAAGGGGAAGGAGAAGUAA
Messenger RNA from Neurospora tetraspora, 1677 nucleotides. RefSeq lists its product as uncharacterized. The transcript is spliced from 4 exons. The record is from RefSeq and is a predicted model, not a curated record. Lineage: Eukaryota; Fungi; Ascomycota; Sordariomycetes; Sordariales; Sordariaceae. The coding region runs from base 1 to 1677 and encodes 558 amino acids.